Suillus discolor is the source of this 216-nucleotide messenger RNA. RefSeq lists its product as uncharacterized. NCBI's taxonomy places the organism in Eukaryota, Fungi, Basidiomycota, Agaricomycetes, Boletales, Suillaceae. The record is from RefSeq and is a predicted model, not a curated record. The coding region runs from base 1 to 216 and encodes 71 amino acids. The transcript has a single exon.
AUGUGUUCUUUCGCCAGAUGCAAAAGUGCUCGUCUGACUCCAAUCAGAUCAUAUCAGCUGAACGCUCGUGCCUGCGUUUUACAGAUAUCUUCAAGCUCGAGAUCAUUAAAAUACUACCGCAGGUUUGAAAUGCCACGAGGAACCAAAUUUGAAGCUUGGUUAUGGAGGCUUUUUGAGCAUCCUGCAUUUAAGAAGAUUUGUAGUUGUAAGCGGUGA